UGAACGAAAAGGGGUGGGGACUGCCGGCGAAAGGAGAAUUUUGCCUUUUCAUUACCUUUUCGGAUUGGGCUUUACGGUAGAAGAGCGAGAUGGAUGCUGUGGCCGUGUUCGGAAGAGGAGCUCCGCCGCUUCUCCGGCUGCCGGUGAAAAGCUUCUGCAGCUUAACCUACUCCGGUAGUGCCGCCAUGCGCGCCCGCCGCCGCGACCAGCUUUCAGCAUUCCCUUCGAAUUCCCAUCUUUUCUCUAAACUUUCUACUCGUUAUCGUGCUGCUCCCAUUGAUAAUGAAUCCUACAUCUUUUUGCCCCAUUUGGUUGCCUCCCUGGAGCGAGUCGACCAGACUUACAUUAUGGUGAAACCUGACGGUGUUCAACGUGGCCUUGUUGGAGAGAUAAUUUCACGGUUUGAGAAGAAAGGGUUUAAGCUUACUGGCUUGAAGCUCUUCCAAUGCUCCAAGGAUUUGGCAGAGGAACACUAUAAGGAUCUUAAAGGCAAACCCUUUUUCCCUGGUUUAAUUGAGUACAUAACAUCAGGUCCUGUUGUGUGUAUGGCAUGGGAGGGUGUUGGUGUUGUGGCAUCAGCACGGAAGUUAAUUGGUGUUACAAACCCUCUCGAAGCCGAGCCAGGGACAAUUAGAGGGGAUCUUUCUAUUCAGAAAGGAAGGAAUGUGAUUCAUGGGAGUGAUAGCCCUGAGAGCGGCAAGCGUGAAAUAGCUCUCUGGUUCAAAGAAGGCGAAUUGGUUGAGUGGGAGCCAGCUCUUGCAUCAUGGCUGAUAGAGUGAUGGUUUUUGAAGCUCAAAUGUCCUCAGAAAGAAUUGCGAUUAUUCUUGUCUGUAAUUUUGAGUUAUAGAAUAAGAUGCCAUCCUUUGCAGAGCCCUGUAAUUCCUCACAGAACCUUUAAUGGAAAAGGGGAGAGCCAUUUUGAUUGUCAAGCCUCCACAGUGAUUUUCACCAUGAACUAUGAAGAUGAUGUGAAGUAACAACAGUUGUGGAUUAAAAAAUCAUCAACACUCCAUAAUUUA
Molecule: messenger RNA, 1019 nt
Organism: Momordica charantia (bitter melon)
Lineage: Eukaryota; Viridiplantae; Streptophyta; Magnoliopsida; Cucurbitales; Cucurbitaceae
Gene: NDPK2
Product: nucleoside diphosphate kinase 2
Biological process (GO): UTP biosynthetic process; GTP biosynthetic process; CTP biosynthetic process
Molecular function (GO): nucleoside diphosphate kinase activity
Source: RefSeq, a predicted model, not a curated record